AUGGUCCGUAGGCCUUUUCCACUGUCUCACGGAACAACUACCCUUGGAUUUGUCUUCCAAGGUGGGGUCAUCGCAGCUGCAGACACACGUGCCAGUGCUGGGAAGCUUGUUGCAUGCCCAGCUGUUCAUAAGAUAACUCCAAUUCAUUCCCAUUUAGUGGUCACCUCCUCUGGGAGUGGUGCAGACUGCAUGCUGUGGGAGAGAAUUCUGGCCAGAGAGAUCAGACUCUACCAACUGCGGCACAGACGUCGCCUUUCAAUAUGUGGGACUGCUAAACUCCUAUCCUUUAUGCUGCAUCCCUUUAAAGGAACUGAAGUGUGUGUUGCUCUUACACUGUGUGGCUGGGAUAAGGGAGUUACUGCAUCCACUAACAGUGGUCCAAAGUUAAUAUACGUGUGCAGUGAUGGAGCACGACUGCAGGGGGAUGUCUUUUCUGUGGGUUCAGGUUCUCCUUAUGCUUAUGGAGUCCUGGAUAGAGAGCUGAGGUGGUGUCUAAGUAAAGAAGAGGCCAUCUCUUUGGCAAGAGAAGCAGUUUUCAGAGCCACUCACAGGGAUGCAUACUCAGGGAACAACGUGGACCUCUUCCACAUCACAGCUCAGGGAUGGAGCCGAAGAGCGAGAGAGGAUCUAAAAGAGGAAUAUUAUAGAGACAUGAAAAGGAGAGAGAAGGUAGCAGAGGAAAGAAAAAGACUGAUCAAAUAA
Labrus bergylta (ballan wrasse) is the source of this 702-nucleotide messenger RNA. The record is from RefSeq and is a predicted model, not a curated record. NCBI's taxonomy places the organism in Eukaryota, Metazoa, Chordata, Actinopteri, Labriformes, Labridae.